Messenger RNA from Meloidogyne enterolobii, 270 nucleotides. NCBI's taxonomy places the organism in Eukaryota, Metazoa, Nematoda, Chromadorea, Rhabditida, Meloidogynidae. The record is from the annotation of a GenBank genome assembly.
AUGGGGUCCUUGGAAGCUGUAGUUGCUGCUGCCUUGGAGGAUGAAGAACGAAGGAGUCAACUUAGCUACAAAAAAAUUAAAAAAGAAGCUUUAGCACCCGUUUUUGGGUCGGAAGGUGCUGCUGGUGCAGAUUUACAUAGUGCUGAGGAAUGUGUUGUUCCGGCUAAAGGCAAGUAUUUGGUGCCAACUGGAAUUCAAAUCGCUCUGCCUGAGGGGUACUAUGGAAGGUAUAUUUUUUGUUUUAAUUUUUGUGGAUUCUAUUUGAUAUAG